AUGUGGACUUUAGCUUAUUUGGUAAGUUCACCGCCGUCAAUUCACCUCGGGGAAAGUUCACCUCGGGGAAAGUUCACCUUGGGGAAAGUUCACCUCGGGGAAAGUUCACCUUGUGCAAAGUUCAUCUCGGGGAAAGUUCACUUUGGGGAAAGUUCACCUUGGGGAAAGUUCACCUCGAGGAAAGUUCACCUCGGGGAAAGUUCACUUCGGGGAAAGUUCACCUCGGUGAAAGUUCACCUUAGGGAAAGUUCACUUCGGGGAAAGUUCACCUCGGGGAAAGUUCACCUCGUGAAAGUUCACCUCUCGGGAAAGUUCACUUCGGGAAAGUUCACUUCGGGGAAAGUUCACCUCAGGGAAAGUUCACUUCGGGAAAGUUCACUUCAGGGAAAGUUCACUUCGGGAAAGUUCACCUCGGGAAAGUUCACUUCGGGAAAGUUCACCUCGGGAAAGUUCACCUCAGGGAAGUUCACCUCGAGGAAAGUUCACCUCAGGGAAAGUUCACCUCAAGGAAAGUUCACCUCGGGGAAAGUUCACCUCGGGGAAAGUUCACCUCGUGAAAGUUCACCUCGGGGAAAGUUCACCUCGGUGAAAGUUCCCCUUGUGGAAAGUUCACCUCGGGGAAAGUUCACUUCGGGGAAAGUUCCCCUUGUGGAAAGUUCACCUCGGGGAAAGUUCACUUCGGGGAAAGUUCCCCUUGUGGAAAGUUCACCUCGGGGAAAGUUCACCUUGGUGAAAGUUCACCUCGGGGAAAGUUCACCUCGAGGAAAGUUCACCUCGGGGAAAGUUCACCUCGGGGAAAGUUCACCUUGGGGAAAGAUCACCUCGUCGAAAGUUCACCUCGAGAUUUUAUCCCGGGUGAAAUAUCUCCAUAAAAUGAAAAAAAAAAAAGAAGCAAUUUUUAAUCUGUUCUAA
Acanthosepion pharaonis is the source of this 912-nucleotide messenger RNA. The record is from the annotation of a GenBank genome assembly. Lineage: Eukaryota; Metazoa; Mollusca; Cephalopoda; Sepiida; Sepiidae.